Molecule: messenger RNA, 1043 nt
Organism: Theobroma cacao (cacao)
Lineage: Eukaryota; Viridiplantae; Streptophyta; Magnoliopsida; Malvales; Malvaceae
Source: RefSeq, a predicted model, not a curated record
UGAUAAAGGAUCAAGGUUGGUACUACAAUACUAUGAAUAAACAGACGUUCAAUGGAAAUUUAUAACAUGGAGUAUGUGAAAAUAAUAGAAGAAGAUUCUUGCAAUGCUGGGGUUGGAUUUGGAUUGCCCUUGCAGGAAGAACCCAUACCUCAAACCCCUGGCAAUGGCAAAUCAUGGAAGCAGCUGCUAUCCUUGAUCGCGAUUUGCAUCUCUUUGGCAAUUUUGGCAAUACUUGCAAUCAAAUAUAUCGGACCAUUUGCAUUGAGAAAGCAGGUUGUUGUCCCUGUGAUAAAAUGGGAGGCAGUUAUGUUUAACAGUUUCGAGCUCGUAAUUAUAAUCUUUGCUUCAUUAGCUCUAUUCCCAAUCCUAUGUCUGCCCUCUACACCUUCUAUGUGGGUGGCUGGGAUGACCUUUGGCUAUGGAAAUGGAUUCCUGCUAGUCAUGGCUGGGGUAUCUGUUGGUGUAUCAUUAACUUAUUUUCUUGGUUCUAUCUUUCACAGGAAAAUUCAUAGGUUGUUAGAGAGACAUCCAAAGCAUGCUUCUAUACUUAGACUAGCCGGAGAAGGAAACUGGUUUCAUCAAUUUCAAGCUGUCACCCUGAUUAGAAUCUCCCCGUUGCCUUAUAUUAUAUUUAACUAUGCUGUUGUGGCUACCAAUGUCAACUAUAGUCCUUACUUGUUGGGGACAUUGGUGGGCAUGGUGCCUGAAGUUUUUAUUGCACUCUACAGUGGGAUUUUGAUACGCUCCAUUGCAGAGGCAACACAAGACAAGAGAACUCUUUCGACCAGACAGAUAAUAUUCAACAUUGUUGGGUUCUGUGCAUCCCUGAUGGCUACAGUUUUCAUCGGCAUUUACACGAAGAGGCGACUUGAUCAGCAACAUGAGGAAGAGCUGAUAUCAGAUUAAUUUCAUUUUUAUGACAAUCUUGUACAAACUACAGACGCUCUUCAUUCAUCUGGAGGAUGAUACAGGUCUGGAGAUGAGGUAUGCGUGCAAAAUUUUCAUUGGUUUGAAGGAGAAGCAGAAGUUGGAGGAACAAACAG